AUGGCCCGCCGAGGUGUCUUGGCGCUUACGACGCUGUUUCGCCUUCCUCAUGAGGGCAUGGAAGCGUUUGAGGUGCUCAGUCGGGGAUCUGCUAUGCUGGUCCAUCGCACCCGAGCCAAGCGGAACCCCUCACUCUUGCACGUGCUCACAUGCGCGCAUGUCGCGUGUCCGUGGCGAUAUCCUGCUUAUUACCCACACGAGUGGCUUCAGCAUGUUGACGAAGGCUUUGUUAAGCACACGCUGGCGUUACGAGAGAUCGGAUCAGGGGCGACCAUGUGGGAAGUUGAUCUCGAGCCACAUACUGCCGUGCAUCCUUCCCGAGACCUAGCCCUCCUCGAACUGAAGUCGUCCGUCGUCCGCGACGAUAAGUCAGUCGACCCGUUCGACCUGGACACUGCCUUUUCCGUCGCAGAGAGCGAACCCCUCGUGUUCGACGGCCACGUUCAGCCUGACGAGACGACGACAUGCGUCCAGCCGGAAUCGGUUGCGGGUGCCUACUUCUGGCUCAACCCGACCACGAAGCAAGCAUUUGCGUCCAGCGCCACGGUACUCACCCAAGGCAUGUGCGGCGGCGCCGCCUUCACGACGCACGGGCGCAAGGUGGUGGGACUCGUGGAAGGCAUCGUGCCCGUGGUGGAGAACGCCUCGCCCGCGUACAAAACGCUCGAAAACCACGUCGCGAUCAUUCCGCGGGACGACCUGACCGAGUUUGUCUUGGACUUUGAGGCUGGCGGCACGAAUGCAGAGUUGCUCUUCACGGGCACCGGGCUGCAGGGUUAG
This is a messenger RNA of Aphanomyces astaci, 780 nucleotides long. RefSeq lists its product as hypothetical. Lineage: Eukaryota; Oomycota; Saprolegniomycetes; Saprolegniales; Verrucalvaceae. Bases 1 to 780 code for a protein of 259 amino acids. The transcript has 4 exons. The record is from RefSeq and is a predicted model, not a curated record.